AUUUUACACUCACUAACCAACCAAAAUGACUGUCUAAACAUAUUUGCAUAACAACGAAAACCAAAAAUCUUAAAAAUCAAAAUUUUGAAAAGUUUUCUCUUUUCUAGAAUUUACUUGAAAACUUAUACAAACAAAAAUCUGCACGCAUGUUGUUGUUAUCACUUUUAGAUAAAACAAAAACUCUAAACACUCUCCAUAUGAACUGUUAUAAAUUUCAACCUAUAGAAACCUUAUAUAUCUAUUAAAAUCCCUACAAAAACCUGGAAGUAAUCCUCUUUCCCCCUUCUCCAACGCAAAGUAAGAAUAACAAUACAAAAUUUUGUAACCCUGAAGUAGAAACCAUACAAAAUUUUUCAACAUUAAAACCAGAAAACAUAUAACCCCUACAAAAUCUAACUAGCUAUGAAUUUACAUCAUAAUCCAAAUAACGAUGAUGAAUGUGACAAUUCAAUAUCAUCACAAACACAAGAACAGCAGCAACAACAACAACAGCAGCAGCAACAUGGCAACACAGUAUGUAAGGGCCAACAUGUUUACCAAACAGAACACAGGAAUAGCAGUAAUAGAUUUUGCCAAACUGGUCAGUUAUUACAAAAGAAAAUUAUAACAAUGUCAAACGCAUCCACAACAGCUGAAGUAGCAGCAUCAUCAACAACAAUUAAAUUAUUAAAUAAUACCUGCCCCACAGUAGUAGAUGAACGACAACAACGACAUGGCCAACAGCAUCAACAUGUUCAACCAUUACAAAAGUGGCUACAACGACCACGGGGGCAGACGCUUGCAAAGAAUGCACCAGUGAUAUGGAAUUUACUAAAUAACAAAAUGUUCAAAUUACACAACAAUGUCUGUAAAUAUUUCCUAGUGAUGUUUGUCGUGAUAUUAACAAGUUUUCCAGCUGCCACCGUUAUGGCUUUGCCCAGUCUACAGGACACAAAUACUACUACGAAUAAUGUUAUACAGCAAAUACAUCACGAAUAUAAAAAUGAUAAAAUUGCCACAAUUAGUCAAAGUGUAAAUAGUACUAGUAAUUACAACAGCAACAACAACAACAACGAUACCACAACAAAUUCGGCUGUUAAAAUAAUAUUAAAUGAUUAUAAUGAUGCAUUUUUGCAAAUGUUACCCAUGACUGAACAGGAGCAACGGCAGCAGGAACAGCAUCACUCAAACGCUGCUAAAAAUCAUUUAUUAGAAAUGGAGCCGGAUGUUACUGUCAUACAUGAUGAUCUUUUGGAUAGUUUUCGUGGCACACAUAGCUUGCCUCAGCAACCCAUGUAUACGAAUGUUGCUGUUCAUAUACCGGCUGGCAAAGAUAUGGCCGAUUUGAUUGCCGAUAAAUAUGGUUUUAUUAAUAUGGGUCAGAUUGGUUCUCUACAAGACUACUAUUUAUUCCAUCAUAAACGCAUCUCAAAACGUUCCCUAAGAACUAGUGAUGAACACCAUAGCGCCUUAAAUGCUGAACCUGAAGUUAGAUGGUUAGAACAGCAACAUGAAAAAAUCCGCCAGAAACGUGAUGGCUCCUUUAGCAGUAUAGCCGGCUAUAGUCCCUACGAUGUUGUACGUCCCUCGACUGGUUUUGGCAGUAUGCCCACUACACGUUUAUCAUAUCAUCCCACCUCGGUGUAUCGUCCGUUAGUACCGCGGGCACCACGCAUACAAUACCGUGAUGCCGGACCACACAAUAUCUUUCCCGAUCCCUUGUUCAAGGAACAAUGGUACUUGAAUGGUGGCGCCAAAGAUGGUUUGGACAUGAAUAUUGGACCUGCUUGGCAAAAAGGUUAUACCGGCAAGGGUGUAGUUGUUUCAAUCUUGGACGAUGGCAUACAAACAAAUCAUCCUGACCUUGCUCAAAACUAUGAUCCAGAUGCAUCAUUUGACAUUAACGGCAAUGAUUCCGAUCCAACGCCACAGGAUAAUGGCGAUAACAAGCAUGGUACCAGAUGUGCUGGUGAAGUUGCUGCCGUUGCCUUCAAUAAUUAUUGUGGUGUAGGUGUAGCAUAUAAUGCUAGUAUUGGUGGUGUUCGUAUGUUGGAUGGCAAAGUUAAUGAUGUUGUUGAAGCUCAAGCUUUAAGUUUAAAUCCUUCUCACAUCGAUAUCUACAGCGCGUCAUGGGGUCCUGAGGAUGAUGGAUCGACAGUUGAUGGCCCUGGGCCUUUGGCUAGACGUGCUUUUAUUUAUGGUGUUACCAGUGGUCGUCAAGGCAAAGGAUCCAUUUUUGUUUGGGCUUCAGGUAAUGGUGGACGUUAUACGGAUUCUUGCAAUUGUGAUGGUUACACCAAUUCCAUUUUCACCUUGUCCAUCUCUUCGGCCACACAAGGAGGCUUUAAACCCUGGUAUUUGGAAGAAUGUUCUUCUACCUUGGCUACCACCUACAGUUCUGGUACUCCUGGUCAUGACAAGAGUGUAGCUACUGUUGAUAUGGAUGGCCGUCUAAGACCCGAUCACAUUUGUACAGCCGAGCAUACUGGUACCUCUGCAUCGGCUCCUUUAGCUGCUGGCAUCUGCGCCUUGGCUUUGGAGGCAAAUCCCAAUCUAACCUGGCGUGACAUGCAAUAUUUGGUGGUCUAUACUUCCAGACCUUCACCUUUGGAAAAGGAAGCUGGCUGGAUGUUGAAUGGUGUAAAACGCAAGUACAGUCACAAAUUCGGUUAUGGUUUAAUGGAUGCCGGAGCCAUGGUCUCGUUGGCCGAGCAAUGGUCUACUGUGCCACCCCAACAUAUUUGCAAAUCGCGUGAGAAUAAUGAAGAUCGUAAAAUUGAAGGAACUUAUGGUUAUACUUUGGCUACUCACAUGGAUGUUAAUGGCUGUGCUGGAACUAUUAAUGAAGUACGCUAUUUGGAACAUGUACAAUGUAGAAUCACUUUGAGAUUCUUCCCUCGCGGUAAUUUACGCAUACUCCUAACCUCUCCUAUGGGCACUACCAGUACCCUGUUGUUUGAGAGACCUAGAGAUAUUGCUAAAUCCAAUUUCGAUGACUGGCCUUUCUUGAGUGUUCAUUUCUGGGGUGAAAAGGCUGAGGGUAGAUGGACUUUACAGAUUAUUAAUGGCGGUCGUAGACGUGUCAAUCAACCGGGUAUUUUAUCUAAAUGGCAAUUGAUUUUCUAUGGUACUGCCGUCCAGCCAAUGCGUUUAAAAAGUGAUUUAGUUUCCCAGCCUGUUUAUACGUAUCCCACGGAAUCCGAUUUGGGACAACCUUUGAGUGCUGAUCAGUUUACAAGUUUUUUAAAUUUUCAAAAUCUCUAUACCGGAGCCGGUUCUAAUCCAGAGCAGGCUGUAACUACCGUAGAUGGUCAUAAUAUUCCCACACCUCAAAGACAAAAUGUCAUGGCCGAUUCGAAUAAUAAGCUGGUGUUGCAUGACUGUGAUCCUGAGUGUGAUUCGCAGGGUUGUUAUGGCCGGGGACCGACUCAGUGUGUGGCCUGUAAACAUUAUCGUUUGGAUAACACCUGUGUCAGCCGUUGUCCUCCGCGUUCCUUCCCCAACCAAGGUGGUGUCUGCUGGCCUUGUCAUGAGUCUUGUGAAACCUGUGCUGGUGCCGGUCAAGAUAGCUGUUUAACUUGUGCUCCUGCUCAUUUGCAUGUAACAGAUUUGGCUGUUUGUCUACAAGUUUGUCCUGAAGGAUAUUAUGAAAAUUAUGAUAAUAAAACUUGUGUGCCAUGUGAAGCUAAUUGUGGUUCAUGUCAAGAUCGUCCCGAUUAUUGUACAUCAUGUGAACAUCAUUUAGUUAUGCAUGAGCAUAAAUGUUUCUCCUCGUGUCCUCUGCAUACCUAUGAAACUGAAGAAUACAACUGCGCUUCAUGCCAUUCAUCUUGUGACACUUGCAACGGUUCGGCGGAAUCACAAUGCAUCACUUGUCGUUCCGGUCGUUAUGCCCUCGAUGGUAAAUGUUUAAAUCGCUGUCCAGACGGUUACUAUGCUGAUAAAAAACGCCAAGAAUGUGUAGCGUGUCCGACGGGUUGCGCCACAUGUACGACCAAUGGUUUUUGUCUAACAUGCCUGCAAAAUUGGACUCGUAAUAAAAAAGGAAAAUGUAUUAUCACCGGCAGUGAAAAUUGCGAAGAAUCUGAAUACUACGAUAACAACCAUUGUCAUCCAUGUCAUAGCACUUGUGAGACAUGUGAUGGACCCACCGAAUCAAAUUGUUUAAGUUGUCCCCAAAGUCUGCUGCUGCAAAACAAUCACUGCGUUAGCUCGUGCGAUGAUGGUUUCUAUAUGGAGGCUGGCGUUUGUGCUAAAUGUCUACAUACAUGUACUCAAUGUGUCUCACGUAUGAAUUGUACAGCCUGUGCCAAAGGAUUACAACUGCAAAGUGGUGAAUGUCGUACUACCUGUGCCGAUGGCUAUUAUAGCGACCGUGGCACCUGUGCCAAGUGUUAUCUCAGCUGUCAUACCUGCAGUGGUCCGCGUCGUGAUCAAUGCGUUCAAUGCCCCAGUGGUUGGCAGUUAGCUGGUGGUGAAUGUCAUCCUGAAUGUCCCGAAGGUUUUUAUAAGUCAGAGUUUGGUUGUCAAAAGUGUCAUCAUUAUUGUAAAACUUGUAAUGGUGCUGGUCCAUUAGCUUGUACCUCAUGUCCUGCACACUUUAUGUUGGAUGGUGGUCUCUGUAUGGAAUGUUUAGGUUCACAAUACUACGAUUCACCAACGCAAACGUGCAAAACAUGUCAUGAAUCAUGUCGUUCUUGCACAGGACCUGGCCAAUAUUCCUGUCAAACCUGUGCCUUCCCCCUACAUCUAGAUCGUCUCAAUAAUCAGUGUGUACCCUGUUGUGCCAAUGAUGCUUCGCCCGAGGAUCAAUCCUGCUGUCACUGUGAUAAAGAUACAGGUGGUUGUAUAAAUGCUUCGCCUGCUGGCAAACGUCGCAUAGCAGCCGCAGCCGAACAGCAACAAUUUGGUAGUUCCUAUGGCAAUAGUGGCGGUCUUUAUGGGAAUUUACUAGAUGAUACAGAUGGCUCGUCAACAGGUGUUAGUGGUUUAUUCUCACGUGUUGGUUCACCGUUAACAACUAUAACAGCAAUUGCGGUUGCUGCCUGUCUACUUAUUGUUACCGUAUUUGCUGUCAUAUUUGCCGUCUUACAGCGCUCCACAAACCACCCGGCCCGUAAAACAACCAAGUACAAUAAAAUACCCACCAAUGGACGUCGGAAAAAUCGUAUUACCUCGUCAAGUACUCUACUAAAGGUUGAUGCUGAAGCUAAUCUCGGAGAGGAGGAUGAAGAAGACGACGACGAAGAAGAAGAGGAAAUCGACUAUGAAAGACAAGUGCAAACACAGCAGCAGCAACAACAACAACAUGGUGAGAUAAAUAUCGAAGAUGAAGACGAUGAUGAUGAAGAGGAAGAUUUAGAAUUAUAUAAUCUGAAUAGAAAUUCUAAAAAACUAGCCCAACGUUCCAACAAACAAACGGAAGAACUGAAUACAUUUGUGAGAGUGCCACUGAAGAAAACGAAAAGUCAGGAGCAACGGGAAACACAAAGGACAUAGAAUUUUCUAAAAAAAUUAACUAAAUAAAUGUUAUAAAAAUAUAAAGGUUUAAAAUAUUUUAAAAAAAGCCUUAUAAAAAAAAAUUAAAAGAUAAUUGAAAAAACAGAUUUUUUUAAAUAAAUAACAAAAAAAAAAAAAAGAAAUAUUUGUAAAUGUAAAUUUU
Molecule: messenger RNA, 5641 nt
Organism: Lucilia sericata (common green bottle fly)
Lineage: Eukaryota; Metazoa; Arthropoda; Insecta; Diptera; Calliphoridae
Product: furin-like protease 2
Biological process (GO): protein processing
Cellular component (GO): Golgi membrane; trans-Golgi network
Molecular function (GO): serine-type endopeptidase activity
Source: RefSeq, a predicted model, not a curated record